Fimicolochytrium jonesii is the source of this 2793-nucleotide messenger RNA. Its product is annotated as adaptin N terminal region-domain-containing protein. The transcript is spliced from 10 exons. Gene Ontology annotation, biological process: clathrin-dependent endocytosis; intracellular protein transport. The record is from RefSeq and is a predicted model, not a curated record. The coding region runs from base 1 to 2793 and encodes 930 amino acids. Gene Ontology annotation, cellular component: membrane coat; AP-2 adaptor complex. Gene Ontology annotation, molecular function: clathrin-cargo adaptor activity. NCBI's taxonomy places the organism in Eukaryota, Fungi, Chytridiomycota, Chytridiomycetes, Spizellomycetales, Powellomycetaceae.
AUGCGCGGUCUGACGGUGUUCAUAGCUGACCUUCGAAACUGCCGGGCACGGGAACUGGAGGAGAAGAGAGUCAACAAGGAGCUGGCGAAUAUUCGGUCCAAAUUUAAAGAUCCAGCUCUCAGUGGACGGCAAAAGAAGAAAUAUGUCUGCAAGCUGCUGUAUAUGUACAUCUUGGGCUGGGAUGUCGAUUUUGGGCACAUGGAAGCUGUCAACCUGCUGUCAUCGCCAAAGUACUCCGAGAAACAAAUAGGAUAUCUUGCCGUAACGUUGAUGAUCACGGAAACGAACGAACUUGUCCGCUUAGUUGUGAACUCGAUGCGGAAGGACCUGGACGAUCAUGUCGAAUUGCACCAAUGUUUAGCUUUGCAGGCCAUCGCAAAUAUAGCUGCCAGGGAGAUGGCGGAAGGGUUAGCAAACGACGUAAUGCGUCUUUUGACAGUAGCGCACACGAAGAGUUUUGUGAAGAAGAAGGCAGCUCUUUGCCUGUUACGCUUGUUCCGGAAGCAUCCGGAUUUGAUUCCUGCGAAGGAAUGGGCAGAGAAGAUUUUGAUAACGAUGGAGGAGAAUGACAUGGGAGUGCUAUUGUCACUCAGUAGCUUGGUUCUGGCUAUUGCUCAGUCAUAUCCAGAAGCAAUUUCUGGAUGCGUGCCUAGAGCGAUCAAUCGGAUGCAUAAGGUUGUCAUCGAGAGGCAGUACAGUCCGGACUAUGUGUAUUACAAAGUUCCAGUGCCGUGGUUGCAAGUCAAACUUUUGCGGCUGCUGCAAUACUACCCUCCGCCAGACGACACCGCCUUGCGAAACAAGCUUCUGAAUGUUUUGCAGACCAUCAUAAAGAACUCGCAAGACAUCCCAAAGAAUGUGCAACACAACAACGCGCAGAACGCCGUGCUCUUCGAAGCCAUCAAUGUUGCCAUUCACAUCAACCCGGAAUCAGACUUGGUCGUUCAGGCCUCGGCGCUUCUUGGCCGCUUCAUCUCGUCCAAAGAAACCAAUAUUCGGUACCUCGGUCUCGAAACAAUGGCGCAUUUAGCAGGAUUUGCGGAAACGGUCCACACAGCAAAGAAACACCAAGAGACGAUCAUUCAAUCUCUGAAGGAUAAAGACAUUAGUGUCAGGAGGAGAGCUCUCGAUUUGCUGUACAGCAUGUGCGACACCAGCAACGCACGUGUCAUCGUAACGGAACUGCUGCAGUUCUUGUCAGUUGCAGACUAUGCAAUGCGUGAAGAGCUGGUGCUGAAGAUUGCCAUCCUGACGGAGAAGUUCACUACCGACUACAAUUGGUAUGUGGACGUCAAUCUACAGCUCAUCACCCUCGCUGGAGACAAUGUCAGCGAUGAAGUAUGGUACCGGGUCGUGCAAAUCGUCACAAACAACGAAGAUCUGCAAGAGUAUGCUGUGCGGACCUGUCUGAAUGCUCUGAAAUCGCCGACGUGUCACGAGACAGCUUUGAAAGUUGGAGGGUACAUCCUGGGAGAGUUCGGCCAUCUCAUUGCCAAUUCACCUGGUGGCACCCCGAUGGAGCAAUUCAUGGCACUGCACUCCAAAUUUAGCAUGUGCUCAGUAGGCACUCGUGCUAUGCUGCUCUCGACGUAUCUCAAAUUCAUCAACGUCUUCCCGGAGAUCAAAGAGCAGAUUAUUGGCGUCUUCAAGCAAUAUCGGUUCGUAUUGGAUGUGGAGCUCCAGCAACGAGCGUGCGAGUACCUUGCCAUUGCCACACUUCCAACCGACGACUUGCUACAAGUAGCGUGCGAGGAAAUGCCGGCCUUCCCGGAACGGGAGUCUGCUUUACUGAGCAGGCUGCAUAAGAAGACGCAAGAUACGGAAGAUAGAAGAACAUGGCAGAUUGGGGGAUUGGACGCGAAUAAGGAUCAACUGGCUGUGAAGAAGGACAACCGCAGACGGUCAGCUGUUGAAGCUGGUCACGUCACUGCACCAGCUGCGACUACCACGCAGCCAACCAACGUCAUGGGCGAGCUGCUGAAUCUUGGCGGAAGUGCCACAGAAGCCUCAAACAUGCAACACCAGCGAAACGAACCGGUCGGCGUGAGUCAGGACCGCUUCAUCCACUUGACCCAAGAAGCCAGUGGUGUCCUGUACGAGGACUCGAAUAUCCAAAUUGGACUCAAGACAGAGUAUCACGGCGCUUUGGGUCGUGUCGCCGUCUUCUUUGGUAACAAGUCUAUGGCUACAAUAUCCGAUUUGAACACGGAGUUGAAGGGUGGAGAUGGAGUGCGAGUGUCGUUGUCUCAGCCCAUUGCGAGCGUUAUACCGCCAGCGACCCAACUGCAUCAGAUGUAUAAUGUCGAAUGUGUAUCACCAGCCGGCCUCUCAGCCCACCUCCGCGUGACAUACAACCUCACACCGUCCAACGCCUUCAACAACGCCCAUCACGCAGCCCUCGACCUGCGUCUGCCGAUCGUACCCACCAAAUUCCUCACACCAGUCCAACUCCCGCGCCAAGACUUCAUCACCCGAUGGCAACAGAUUGGAACCACACGCGAGCAGCAGCAUAUAUCGCGCACGUCGGCGUCGAAUGAAACGGUCAGGAAAGUGAUCGGAGAGGCGCUGGGAUUCGCGAUCCUCGAUGAGUUUGAUAACGCGCAGCAAGCGCAAGGGACCGAUGCGGUUGUUGCGGCUGCGGUAUUCAAUGCCGCCGAUAUGAAGGUUGGGUGCUUGUUGAGGGUGGAGACUAAUGAAACGCAGAAGAUGUUCCGGAUAACAUUACGGACGACGAACGAGGUCGUUUCUGAAGAGCUCGCAACUCAGUUGAAGGAAGUGUUCGAGUCCUUGUAA